Molecule: messenger RNA, 2320 nt
Organism: Pieris rapae (cabbage white)
Lineage: Eukaryota; Metazoa; Arthropoda; Insecta; Lepidoptera; Pieridae
Product: gastrula zinc finger protein XlCGF8.2DB
Exons: 2
Coding region: 347-1423 (358 amino acids)
Biological process (GO): regulation of transcription by RNA polymerase II
Cellular component (GO): nucleus
Molecular function (GO): RNA polymerase II cis-regulatory region sequence-specific DNA binding; DNA-binding transcription factor activity, RNA polymerase II-specific
Source: RefSeq, a predicted model, not a curated record
ACCGCUGACAGCUCUAGCUAGCUACCAAAUUACCAAUUCACAAUUACUAAUCCAUUCUUGAUUCUUCUUAUUCUGUGUUGUUAGUGACAUGUUGGAAAAAUAAUUACAAUUUACAAUCGUAACUAACUUUGAAAACAAAACAAUAAUAAGUAACUUUUAUUUGUAUAUAUUUUAGGAAAUUGACAAUAAAUGUUUGAUAUAGAGCAAAUAAAGAGACAGAUUUUAUUACCCAAGCCUUGUUAAAAGUCUUCAGAGGAAAAAUCUUCGCAACCUGAUGUGCAAGUAUUUGCAGGUUAUAAAAUACAAAAAUAUUUUUUUGAUGUAACAUAUCAUAAAAGCGUAGACCAUGUUCUCGUGCAACAAAUGUGAAUAUGAAGGCCCAGCAAAUGUAAGACCAUUUCAUUUAAAAAUGCAUCUGAAAGAAACUGCUGGAGCUGCAAUUUAUACCUGUAACAUCUGUUUGUACAAAUGUCCAGAUGAAGCUAUAAUGGAGCAACAUAAGAAUUCUCACAUUGAAACUGAAUGUGAGAACAUAAAUGAAGGAGAGGUGGCUUUUGAAAACAAUUUUGACUAUCACAUUGAAAUAGAGCGCCAAGAAAGCAAAUAUAUUUGUGAUAUUUGCCAUAAAAGUUUUGCAAAAAAAUAUUGCCUGGAUCUUCACUAUAGAAUUCACAAUAAUCAAAGACCUUUUGUGUGUCCAUACUGUGAUAAAGGAUGGAUACAAAAAAGUGAUUUGGAAAAUCACUUGCGUGUGCAUACAGGUGAACGUCCCUUUUCUUGCAAUGUUUGCGAUGCAACAUUUGCUAGAAAAACUAACUUAAAUAUGCAUUUGAGAAAGCAUUCAGGAAAACUGCCAUAUUCUUGUAAUAUAUGUGAAAAGAAAUUUAACUACAAGCAAGGAUUAGACUAUCAUUUGCGGAUACAUUCUGGUGAACGCCCAUAUAUUUGUGGUGUUUGCAAUGCUACCUUUAAACAAACUUCUACAUUAAGAUACCAUAGCAUAAUGAAACACUCGGCACAGUUAGAAUUUAAAUGUGAAGUUUGUAAUAAACAAUUUUCUGGCCGGAGUAAUUUCAUUAUCCACUGUAAAAGUCAUACUGGAGAAAAACCCUAUACAUGUGAGUACUGCAAAAAGAAAUUUACAAAGAAAUUCUUACUGGCAAACCACAUUCGAACUCACACAGGCGAAAAGCCCUUUACAUGUAAUUUGUGCAAUAAAAGUUAUAGUCAACGAGUUAGUUUAAACUAUCAUAAAAAAAAACACAUUGAGAAGCCAUUUGAAUGUUUCUUAUGCGAUAAGAAAUUUGCAACUAAGAAUUUGUUAGAUGAUCAUAUUAGUACUCAUGUUGAUGUUAUAAAAAAAGUUGAACCUGAAGAAACUGAAGAAAGCGAAGCUGAUGAUUUCUACCUUUUGAUUGUAUAGUUAAUGUAAAAGUAGACAAUGCUGCCGUUGUUCAGUAAUUUAAUUUUUUUUAAUUAGAUUAAUAUUGUCUCAUCUUAAUUUGUCAAAACUUGAAAUUGAUUUGAUCCUUAAGACAAAUACUAUCUAAAUCUUAAAAAAAUGUUUACUGACUGCCAAUCUACAGAUAAACCCUUUAAUUCAAAGUCGAGAUUUAGUGCUUAUUAUUACUUCCCAUAUAUCAAAAUUCAUUGUUUUUAACAUACUAAGUACUACAUCUCGACUCUGAAUCUCAUUGUUAUCCUAAAGAGCUGUAUAUGAGAAUCUAGUUACUUAAUGUCCAAAUCAGUAAUAUUCUUGUAAUCUGAAUUAACUGGUUAUUGGGUUACACAUAGACUCAGAGAAUUGAUUUUCAUUAACUAAAAUAAUGUUUUAAGUUAGCAAUGGGAUUCUUGAAUGACAUAUUUACUAUUAUAUCAUAUUUUAUGGCUUUUUUUAAUAAUUCAAAUAUUUGAAAUGAAAUAAUUUUAUAAAAAGGAGAAUGGUAUGAAAGUAAAUAUUAAUUUAUUAGUUCUAGUUGGAGACAUUGGUUUUUAUAAUAAAAGACCAAAUAUAAAGUGAUACACAAAAUCCUUGCAAAUUUUCAUUGUAACAAUGUUUUAAUAUGGUAGUCUAUAAAGCUAGGGGGUACUUCUUUCAAUUAAAAAAUUAAAUUUGUCCUUAGGGUUGAAGCCAGAGCUUUAGACCCUGUUUAUGUGUUUUGGUUUAUGUAUUGUUACAAUUUGGUCAUUUUGUUCUAGUACAUAAGAAAUUUACUUGAGUAGAAUAAAUUUAUUCUUAAGUGUAAAUUAUGUCACCGACAAUUAAAAAAAAAGGUUUUAACCAUAGUUUUAAUAUAUUGCGUGAAAUAAAUCAUGAUUA